CCUUCACAGACAGAAUAGGCUACGUGGAGGCAGCAGCAGCAGAUGAUGUGCCCAAGUCGACGCACGUAUUAUUUUGAUUUAAAAAAAAAUCUAGCACCUGAAUGAGUAAUAAUAACAAUAAUUGGCAAAUCAAUAGGAGCAUUUCCAGUAAAUUAUUCAAGCUACCAAAUAAUGUUGGCCAUGCAGUUUAUAGCUAGCUAGCUACUUUGUAACAAUCGAAUGAACACAAUGUGUGUCGCGCUAACAAAAUAAUUCUGAGACCAGUACCGUACAUUUGGCAAUUUGUUUUUUUGGCUACAAAAGUAAAGAAACACAGAGCCUAAUCGCGAGCCCGGGUCGCUGAUGAGAAGCAAACACCAUCUGACAGAGAGAACAUGGAAUAAACCAUGGCCCACAAUAUAAGAUUUUUUGAAGCUCUGGAUAGAUCACAGGCCAGGCGAGAUGGAGGGUACAAGCAGAACUGGAGCUUUUCUCUUUCUGAAGGCAGUGAAGAGCAGAGGAGACACGACAGCACAUCGGUGGUGACCAUGGAGAUGGACGGACAGCAGCACUCCUCCCCAGAGGGACAGAAGUCCCCCGCUCUUAGGCAUUUCUCUUCUGCGGAUCCCCUAAAAACAUAUGAAAACAGGCCAAAUACAAAUAAUCACAUAGGGGCUCUAAACAAACCAGGAAGUGACAAGAGGCUAAGUGACCUCCCAAACAUGGUAGCAACGACGUCACCGAUGCCUAACAGAACGGACUAUUUAAUAGUCAGCCCAACACCAUCUCAAGGAGUUGUUCUACAGGGGAGACCCUUUCAACACACCCACAAUGUUCCUGCUGCAAUGAGGAAACCUGUCCAAAGAAGAGACUACAGCACCACUCAACAGCAGAUCCAAGCAGCAGAAGUAGAGAGUAUCAUCCUCACCUGUCCAGAGAGCCCUGCCAACGACAGCGUGAGCAUCAAAGAGCACAGUCGGAGACCCUUGCUGGAGGGCUGUUGUAGCUUUCCCUCGCAGGUUCAGAGAGUGGAGCCCCUAAAUCCAGAAAGGAACCACACAGUGUGUGGGAAGUGUAGCAAAUCCAGUGAAAGCCACAGCACGUGUGAACACUGUGGGAACUCCUUGGUGCCGGAGGUUCCUCACCUCUAUCACCCCCCAGCAGCCCAGCCUACAUCCCCCACACCCAGACCCCCCAUUCGACCUCACCCACAGCACACCCACCCCCAUCAACACCCAUCCCCAGGACCAAACAGUCGACAGCUGACCAAGAAUAGCUUCCGGUUCGUCCUCGACCAUGAGGGCGCUGCCGCUGCGUGUGGACACAGUGAUGAACCCGCCUAUUCCGGUACGCAUCACCACCCGGGCCGGCCUGUCGCUGCCACACAACGGGAGACCAGCGGGGUGGGGUUGGUGGGGAGCUGUUGCGCCGGGAAAGUCGCCGGCAACAAAGGCAGGAGGACGGCGGCCGCCAAGCAGCACGAGCUCAACGACCCCAUCGUGCUGUCCAGUGACGAGGAUGAGGCGGACAACGCCAGCACGGGCAGCGUAAACAGGCUGGACAGCGUUUCCCCUCAGCCUGCUGACUCAGCCCACUCCUCACCGGCGCCCUCCGGAGGCAGAGUGGAGGCGGCAGUGAAGAGUAGCACAGGAGGGGAGCAGGAGGAGAUCACUUCUGACUUCUUCUCUGACGUCGACAGCAGAAUUUCACUACCCAGAAGGAACCGCAUGAAAGAUCAGUUUGGAAACCAAAUGCCGGAUGACUCUACACCCAAGAAAAAACAGAGGAUCUCUCCCGACAAGUUGGACAGCAUCAUCUUGGACUGUCGGAGUGUGAGAGUAGGGACUCUUCGCAGGAUGGUGUCCAAGCCUGUCAAUUUUACGGUCGAUCACAUUCAUCUUGAAACUGAAGGUCCUGAGGUGGAUUCUCUGGAGAAGGUGUGUCUGCGUGCGUCGGAGCUCAUAAGCUGUGAGUGGUGCAGCGUGAGGAAACUGCCAGUCCUCUUCUUCCAGACCAGCCCAGAGGAAUGUGUGCGCCUCCGCACCCAGCUCAAGAUGACCCGAGACAAGGGAGGCCUGUGCUGGUACGACUGCGCUGGCAACGACUCCGAUGAGAAGUACAUGGUGUUGAUCUUUGAGAACGGGCUGUCGCUGCAGCAGCAGAUGGUUCUAGAGGAGAUUCUACAAGAGAUCGGCCGAGCCAACAACCUCAAUGAGUUCCCCACCAAAUUGUCGUUUGAUGAAGCUAACAUCAGAUUGGUCAACUACAACAAAGCAACUAAAGAAAAGGUAAACAACAGCACUAAAACCAACACACCGGCUCCAAUGGUGCGAACGCGCAUGGCUACACGACAGCAGAAGAGUGCGUUUUUUGAUGAUGAAGACGAUGACAUGGCUGAGCUCCAACCCACCUUCACUGGACCAAUCAUAAAGUUGAUGGUGUACCCACCUCCUCCAGCCAAGGGGGGCAUAUCGGUGACUAACGAAGACCUUCACUGCCUUAACGAUGGAGAAUUCCUAAACGACGUCAUCAUAGACUUUUAUUUAAAAUAUUUAGUUUUGGAGAAGUUGAAAAAAGAAGACUCACAAAGGAGUCACGUGUUUAGCUCAUUCUUUUACAAGAGACUCAACCAGAAAGAGAGGAGAAACCUCCCAGACACCACAAACCUACCGAUGCAGAAGAGGAAGCACAACAGGGUGAAGACAUGGACCAGACAUGUAGACCUGUUCCAAAAGGACUUCAUCUUUGUUCCCAUCAAUGAGUCAGCCCACUGGUACUUGGCAGUGAUCUGCUUCCCAGGGAUGCAGGACCCUCAGUUUGAGCAUGACCCUUUGUGCCAGGCCCCAGGGCUAUCACAGACACAGUCAGCCCCCCAGGGCAGGCCUCCUGACCACUGCCGCCCACUCUCCCCAGAGUCAGACUACUGUGAGCCCCCAGGCAGUGAGGAACCCUUGGCCCCCUCAGAGAAGCUGUCCCUCAUUGCAACAGAGGCCUCCUCGGAAGGACACUCCCACAGCGAGCAGCCAAAGGGAGCGUCCACCUGUCCCAAUGGGGGCCAAGUGCCUCCCAAGACCUCUUUAGACAGGGUGAAUGGGCUGGUCAAUGCUCAGCCACAGUACACAGAUGGCUUGCACAGAAUCAGUUUGUGUUACAGAUCAGGUAGUGGCAAUGGUGAUGACACAGAUACCUUUUCUGAUGACCAAAGCUCCUGUCAGGAUGAGUGCAGUGAGGACGGUGCACUUGCUGAAGAUCUGGAACCCCCUGAGAGCUCAGAGUGGAUGUCAAAACCCACCGUCUGUAAACAGCCUUGUAUUCUCAUCAUGGACUCGUUACGUGGCCCUGCCAGAUCUUCUGUCAUUAAAACAUUACGAGAGUACCUAGAGGUGGAGUGGGAGGUGAGGAAAGGAAGUCGGAGGAGUUUUGGGAAGGAUCAGACAAAGGGUUCUAGCCCACAUGUGCCUCAGCAGGACAACUUCAGCGACUGUGGAGUCUACAUUCUGCAGUAUGUGGAGAGCUUCUUCGAGAAUCCACUUACCAGCUUUCAUCUCCCGGUUAACCUGGAGGAAUGGUUCCCGCAGCAACGGAUGAAGACGAAACGCGAAGAGAUCAAGGAGCUCAUCUUAAAUAUCCAAGCCCAACAGGAAAUGGAGGUGGGCCAGGGCUCAGCCAAAGGCUCCCCUGGAGGACAGGAGGUGGGAGAAGAGGAUACAGGGGAAGGUGUAGAGAUUCAGAACCUGCCUGUCAGCCCCUGAGGUGCACUGUCUAGUCCGACACUGCUACCUACUUUUUUAAUUUGACAUGAUGGUCCUAUCUAUCGGGUGGGUCUCCCGCUGCCUGGCCAAGCCUGGAUGGAGGUCUGCCUGCCUGCUGCCUGGGCCAAGCCUGAAUGGGGAUCUGGAGGUAUGCCUGCCUGCUGCUGGGCCCAGCCUGGAUGGAGGUAUGCCUGCCUGCUGCCGGGCCCAGCCUGGAUGGAGGUAUGCCUGCCUGCUGCCGGGCCCAGCCUGGAUGGAGGUAUGCCUGCCUGCUGCCGGGCCCAGCCUGGAUGGAGGUAUGCCUGCCUGCUGCCGGGCCCAGCCUGGAUGGAGGUAUGCCUGCCUGCUGCCGGGCCCAGCCUGGAUGGAGGUAUGCCUGCCUGCUGCCGGGCCCAGCCUGGAUGGAGGUAUGCCUGCCUGCUGCCGGGCCCAGCCUGGAUGGAAGUAUGCCUGCCUGCUGCCCGGGCCCAGCCUGGAUGGAGGUAUGCCUGCCUGCUGCCCGGGCCCAGCCUGGAUGGAAGUAUGCCUGGAUGGAGGUAUGCCUGCCUGCUGCCUGGGCCAAGCCUGGAUGGAGGUCUGCCUGCCUGCUGCCAUGCCUGCCUGCUGCCUGGGCCAAGCCUGGAUGGAGGUCUGCCUGCCUGCUGCCAGGGCUAAGCCUGGUUGUACACUGCUGGAUUACUCUCCAUCUCCAUUAUAUCGUAACUGCCAUAUUCCUUCCAUUGACAACAAAGCAAAACAUUUUAAAUUUGUAUUGAAUAAAACAUGUAUAUAUUCUGGAA
Oncorhynchus tshawytscha (Chinook salmon) is the source of this 4510-nucleotide messenger RNA. Its product is annotated as sentrin-specific protease 6. Gene Ontology annotation, molecular function: SUMO-specific endopeptidase activity. The record is from RefSeq and is a predicted model, not a curated record. Lineage: Eukaryota; Metazoa; Chordata; Actinopteri; Salmoniformes; Salmonidae. Gene Ontology annotation, biological process: protein desumoylation; regulation of kinetochore assembly; regulation of spindle assembly. Gene Ontology annotation, cellular component: cytoplasm; nucleus.